GAACACUCGUGACACAAUCAUAACAAGCUUCCAACGCUUUUCAACAAUUGCAAAUCAAAAUCACAAUGUUUAAGCUUCUGUGCUUGUUCACCGUUGUCGGAGCCGUCUCCGCUAUGCCUCGUGUAUCGGAAUGGCCAGCACCAGGACAAGCCUCUACGGGAAAUGUUCUAAAGCGCGAUGUGCAGCAACCGUUCCAUCAAACAAUGCAGAACAAUCCACAAAACGCCAAGGAAGAAGGAGCGGCCGUUGCUGGUGAAGACGAUAUGGACAAGGCGGAGACGUUCGGGUUCGGUUAUCAUCAUUACUACUCGUAUCCAGCAUACUAUUACCCGAGCUAUUACUACGGAUACUAUCCAAGCUACUACUACGGAUACCACUGGUAGCUUGUAGUAGUGAGCGACAACAUUAUAACACAUAAUAAAUUAU
Messenger RNA from Anopheles gambiae (African malaria mosquito), 426 nucleotides. RefSeq lists its product as uncharacterized. Bases 66 to 383 code for a protein of 105 amino acids. The transcript has 2 exons. Lineage: Eukaryota; Metazoa; Arthropoda; Insecta; Diptera; Culicidae. The record is from RefSeq and is a predicted model, not a curated record.